Lecanosticta acicola is the source of this 2870-nucleotide messenger RNA. The record is from the annotation of a GenBank genome assembly. NCBI's taxonomy places the organism in Eukaryota, Fungi, Ascomycota, Dothideomycetes, Mycosphaerellales, Mycosphaerellaceae.
AUGGAUUAUGCUCAUUCAGUCGCUUCAAGCGUCACUCAUUCAGAACUUCAUGGAAACGAGAUCUCCGUCAGUUCACGCUCACCGAGAAGCUACAUCUCUCCUGCCGCAUCACUUGAUGACGAUACAGAACAUCCUAUACCCAUUGAGCCUAAUCGCAGGUCGUUGGAAGACGAUGUCCAACCGCGAGACCCGGCGGCUAGAGUGCCUGCGCACAGGAACCUGGAGUGGUGGGAUGUUGCGGCAUUGAUCAUCAACAAAAUGGUCGGGACUGGAAUCUUCACUGGCCCAUUUGCAACGAUGUACUACACAAGGAGCAAGGCGCUGACCAUGGCCUUUUGGGUGAUUGGUUUCUUGUACACGCUGCUCAGGUAGGAUGUCGACGCAUGGAUGGGGAGUGGGCAUGCUGAACCCGUCAUAGUAUGUGCCUCUAUCUCGAAUAUGCUCGGGAUUUGCCCUACACGGGGGGAGAGCUGGUUUAUCUAGACCACAUCUUCAAGAACAAAUUGCCCCGAUUGCUGCUGUAUACUUGGUGAGUGUUCAGUCGUUUGCAUAUGGUUCGCAAUGAGCUCAUCGACAUUCUAGGUACACGUUCUACUUUGUCAUCCUGUACACCACUUGCACCAACAGCCUGCAAUUCGCGAGGUACACACUUAUCGCAGCAGACGUGCACAACCUCAAUCCCGACAGGAGGCUUGUGUGCUUCGUCGCUUUCUGCAUCACUACAUUCAUAUGUCUGCUGCUCUACUUCGACUCACUGACCAGCCGCUAUGUGAACGCUUCGACCGCAUUGGCUAAAGUUGUCCUGCUGAUCUGCACUCUUGCUGCUGGCUGCUGGUAUCUGGGAGACGUUGGCGGACACCCCAAUUCUUGGAUAGAAACGCUCGAGAUGAGCAAUCCGCCGAAGUUCGGAUGGACUGAAGGGCUGCUGCUGGUAUUCUUCAGCUUCCACGGAUGGGAGAACGCGACAUUUGUGAGUAGCUUCCAAGCGAUCACGAAUACGGGUGUAUACUAACUCAUAUGAGGUCGCUGGUGAGAUACCAAAAUACUCCGUCUUGAGGAACGGCUUCAUCGCAGCUGUGGUCACCGUUGGUGUGCUCUACACUGCCAUUGUCGCAGUGUUCUGCUCGACUUUCCCACCAGAUGCACUGCAGACCGAGCAAGCGCAAGAUCGCUUUCGCAACUAUUUGCCUUUGUGGCUCGGAGACACCGCUCGUGCGCGACAGGCUGCCGCGAUCUUGAUUGCACUUAGUGCGGCUGGGUCCAUGAUCAGUGUUGCCUAUACUUGCGUCAGAGUCAAGCAUAUCGUGGGCUGGGUGAAUAUCCUGCCGCUUUCCAACCUUUGGAGAAGGACCGACCUCUCCCGACACAUGCGAUAUUUGCUCCCUGGAUUUGGACAAGAUUCGUGGCAAAGCUCAGUCAACCAAGCGAUCGCUGUGCGUAGAGGAGCUCCGGAGGGUGGUCUCAUCUUACACUACAUCGUUUCGGUGAUACUCAUCUGUAUCACCCCGGCAUUUGACACUUUGAACGGAGCAAUUCAGUCUUCGGGUAAUGUUCUGAUCUACGGACAUUUCAUUUACGAAGGUAAGCUUCGCUCGACUCGACAAUGAAGAGGUAUGCUCUGACAAGAAAUAGCCGCCGUCGGUCUAGGUUAUGCCUUCUCCAUCGAACCAAAGAGAAGAGAAGAACGAGAGAUUCCAGCAAAUGAAUGGAAUGCACCUGAAGCAUUUCAAUGGUUCACCAAAAAUCGACGAGGUCUCAUUGCGUUGGGCUCUACUACAGCUGCUGUCAGCUUGUUCAUUCUGGCCAUUGAGUUGACCCAGCCUUUAGGCAGAUGGUACUUCGUAACAAUAGUCGCAGUUACUUUCCUGUCAAUGGUGUACUGGGCAAACAUCGUGUGGCUCAGGAAAGGCUCCAAAACAUCUCGGUGGUUGGGUCUUUCGUUCCAACCGCAGAUUCACGGCAAGGAUGACUACAACAACCCAUGGCGGCAAUGCUCGCAAUGCGCACGCUUGCCAGGACGGACACCACAUCGCCACAGAGAAGACGGGUACUUGAACUACAACGAGGUCUCUUUCCUCGGCACUAAGUCAGGUCGUUUGAUGGAGGCGGUGGCCCUUUGGUUCACGGGACACACUGCAAGCCCGAUGAAGGAAGACUUGGAGCAUGAGUUGGACGGUGAACCAUGCUCCGACGAACGAGUCAAUGGCGAAGUAAGGGCAUGAGUACGAGCUGUACAGGCUUGACGAUGGUAAUCGCGUGGGAGACCACCAUUGUUCACCGAGAACUUAUCCAUGGAGCUUCUGCCGCAGAACCGAGCCGCAUAAAUCGAGCCGCCCUCGAGCUUGUGCCCUACGUGACACAAGGCGUGUGCGGCCUCUUUGCGCGUAGCUGUGACGCGUCGUGGCCCAGUCAUCCGCCUCUGACUGCUGCCUCGUGUCGGAACCUUGUACAUAACGAGGCUCUGCUGGCUAGCCGGCUCUUCUGUCCCCUCUCUCAUUACGUUUCUGUUCGACUCGAAAGAGCCCAUUAUGGCGGAGCAAACUCCAAUAAAGAUGUACAGCAGGUCCUGGAAGACGACAGACUUGACUGAGUAUGCCCGUGAAGCGCAGGUAAAAGAGGUCCUGGAAAAGCUGUUUCCGUACACGUACGAUCAGAACGGCAAGAAACAACAGCACUUCGACAUCAAGGUACAAACCCGAUCACCUCAGGCGCUUGCUAGCCGGAAGUUGCUAACGGGCGGCUAGUCAAGGACAGGAGGCUUUCUGCGAAUCGAAGCCCCAACGGAGCUGAGCAAGGCAGACAUUGCGGCCUGCUACAAGCGACCUACCACCACUACGCGCCGCAGCACUGGUUUGGCGAAGUACUCUUGA